Trichosporon asahii var. asahii CBS 2479 is the source of this 2211-nucleotide messenger RNA. RefSeq lists its product as uncharacterized. Bases 1 to 2211 code for a protein of 736 amino acids. The transcript has a single exon. The record is from RefSeq and is a predicted model, not a curated record. Lineage: Eukaryota; Fungi; Basidiomycota; Tremellomycetes; Trichosporonales; Trichosporonaceae.
AUGGCUUCUUUGGUUAAGACCCUAAAGAACAAGGCCUCGCAGUCUCGCCUGCGUAACAAGCACUCGGUCAUCCAUGAAGAGCCCCUUCCCGACCUGCCGACUGGCGACUACUCGUCGCAGUCUGAGAACAGCAGGAAGAGCUUCUGGAGGCGGCGAGACCACACGCCCACACCGCCGAUGAGCGAGGCCAAGUCGCCCAACCUCACCAGCCUCAGCCCUCCCCAGCCACCCAAAUCCAUUCUCCGCCCUCACUACUCGCGCUCGGCGGGGUCUGCGCCCCUGCCCCAGGACAGGAGGCAUACCUUGGUGCCGUACUCGAGGGGCUUCGAGCUCAACAUCCCUGACCGCCCGGAGUCUGCUAGGACCGCGACUCCGCCGAACAAGCAAUGGCAGUCGGCGCAGACAACACCUACGCAGCAGAACCAGAACCGACGAGCUAGCGUCCGUUGGUCGCCGCCCUUGCAUGCCCCCAAGCCUGUAACUCCUAGGGAGAUUCCCAUGCUGUCUUCGCCGAUAUCGCUGGACUCGCCCGUCGACUCGCCGCCGUCUUCCUCGCCCCAGACACCUUCGACUCCUGUUCGCCAGGCCGUCCCGGGGCGGCGAUCAACUCGCCCUCCGUCCAGCGCUUCGAGCGUCAUGCUCAAGAGCGCCGCAAACUCGUCCAAGGACAGCCUCCCGCCUAGGGCUCCUUCCGCCGCAUCCAUGUCGUCCCGCCGCCGGUCAUCGCGCCCCGGAUCCUCGAUGGGUUACAGCACGCGCUCGUCCAUCGCAUCAAUAUCGACGAUAACGUCUUCGUACGAGCCCCGCGCGCCGCGACCGCCCACCCACAACAGCUACUAUGUCAUUCCCCAGGCGCCUGCCCCGCCACGCCCGCGGUCCAUUGCUAGGAAGCCUGUGCCCUCGCUCGUGGAGACAUCGAUCCCUCUGCCGCUGAAGAGCAGCCCGACGCCGUCGUUCAACGUCAUUCCUCCGACGCCAGAAACUAGGGGUGAGGCAUUCGAGAAUGCGAACAUGCCGGCACCUCGCACCAGCACUUCAUCUGGACGGCCAAACUCGGUCAUCCUUCUCGACACGAUGCCGGAGGAAGAGGAAGAAGACGGCGCCAAGACGCCCAAGCUGGAGGCGCCGAUCCAGCUCGAGAAUGUCAAGCAGCUCGACGACCUUGACAGCGAGGAGUCGUCGGACGACUGCCAGACGCCUAGCGAGAUGGAAGUCCUGCGUGGUUCUCCCCAGCGGCCGUUACCGCCUAGAGGAGCAAAGUCGCCCGCCCGCCAAUGGGAGCUGUACGGCGGAUACGACGACGGCCGCUCCAUCUCGCACUCGCUCGCGGAGCUCGCCAGGCUUGCGUGCGACCUGCCGGCGCUCGACGCCGACCUCGCCGAGAAUGCUGCCCACGCUAGCGAGGCCCACCGUCGCUUCCUCGCCGCCCGCGCACUCGUCGACGCGACUGAGUCGCCCGACAUGUCGCACACUCCCAAGGCUCGUCCGGCGCCCUCUGCCCCGCCCAAGUGUCCCCUGCCCGCUCGCCCGACCGCGGCCGCCCCAGUCGUUCCGCCCCGCUCCGACCGCCGAGUGACUGCCCACACCCGUAAGAGGGCGCAGUCUACGGACACCUGGGACUCGCAGGGCUCGCUCCCGUCGCUCGUGUCCGUUGACACCGUGUCGAGCGGCAUGGGAUCGUCCAGCUCGCAGUCGUCGAUGGAGUCCUCUCCCGACGUCGAGGAGGCGACCAAUGUGCUGCGCUCGAUGACCCUUGAGGGCGUGCCCAUGCCGAGCACACCGAAGGCGCAGGUGAAGAUGAUGGCGUCUUCGCUGCCUGAGACGCCGAACCCCGGCCUCGGACUAGGCUUAGUCCUCGACGUUGGCGGUCUGGCGCCGAGCACGCCGAAGCACAUGCGCACCACGUCCGAGCAGAACAGCGCAUCGACGCCCCCGAAGCGUCUGCCGGUCAUCCGCGACUCCCGCCGCUCCGGCUUCUACGGCACGCCUGUCGCUUCGCAGUCGAUGACGUCGAUCCGCUCCUUUAGCGCCGCGCGGGACGACAUGUCGCACCACCACCUGCGCCAGGCCAGCGUUGCGUCGAGCCUGGCCUCCAACGUCAGCGACGAGGAGGACCUGCUCUCGGCCAGCAUAGUAGCGAUCCCGCCUGGCGCCGUCAGCAUUGUCGGGCGCGAGGACCCGCGCUCGCACGAGAUCGGCGUGGCUUUCUAA